Marmota flaviventris (yellow-bellied marmot) is the source of this 672-nucleotide messenger RNA. It is a transcript of the gene Ifng, whose product is annotated as interferon gamma. Gene Ontology annotation, biological process: humoral immune response; adaptive immune response. Gene Ontology annotation, molecular function: type II interferon receptor binding; cytokine activity. Lineage: Eukaryota; Metazoa; Chordata; Mammalia; Rodentia; Sciuridae. Gene Ontology annotation, cellular component: extracellular region. The record is from RefSeq and is a predicted model, not a curated record.
CUGAUCAGAUUAAUACAGGAGCUACUGAUUUCAACGUCUUUGGCCUAACUCUCUCUGAAAUGAUGAAAUACACAAGUUAUUUCUUGGCUUUUCAGCUCUGCAUCAUUUUGGGUUCUUCUAGCUGUUACUCCCAGGACACAGUUAAUAAAGAAAUAGAAGAUUUAAAAGGAUAUUUUAAUGCAAGUAAUUCAAAUGUAUCAGAUGGCGGGUCUCUUUUCUUGGAUAUUUUGGAUAAAUGGAAAGAGGAGAGUGACAAAAAAGUAAUCCAGAGCCAAAUUGUCUCUUUCUACUUCAAACUCUUUGAACACUUAAAAGACAACAAGAUCAUCCAAAAGAGCAUGGACACCAUCAAGGAGGAUCUUUUUGCUAAGUUCUUCAACAGCAGUAUCAGUAAGCUGCAGGACUUCCUAAAGGUGUCUCAAGUUCAGGUAAAUGACCUGAAGAUCCAGCGUAAAGCAAUGAGUGAACUCAAGAAAGUGAUGAAUGAUCUGUUACCACACUCUACCCUAAGGAAGCGAAAAAGGAGUCAGUCUUCGAUUCGGGGUCGGAGAGCAUCCAAAUAACAGUCCUCAUGCCUGCAAUAUUUGAAUUUUUAAAUUGAAAUCUAUUUAUUAAUAUUUAACAUUAUUUAUAUGGAAAAUAUAUUUUUAGUUUCAUCAAAUAAGUAUUUAU